UCACUGUAUUUAAUCUCACCUUCAAAUGGAAUAAAACCCUAAAAGGGUUCUCGUUUGGAGCAAUCGCCGCCGGAUUGAUCUCAGCUGUCCCCGCUCUUGUUCACUAUAUCUCAAAUCCUUCUUCUUGAUCUCAUUUCAGCUGCGGGAAACCAAUAUUUUCCCCUCUUUCAGUUUUGAAUUUAUUUUUUUCUUUUUUUCAUCGUCACUCUCUUCUCGCCAUUUGUAAUUUGAUAUGUUUGCUGCUGCUGUUGUUAUUACAUGAAGCAUGUGUCGGAGAAUUUUCCGUAACUUGGUAGAAUUUAGGUUGUAGUGAAGAACUUAAUGCUUUUACAACACCCUUUUGUUUUUGGUCUGGGAUUGAUGGUUUGGUUGUAGAGCUACGGGUUAGGGAAUUGGCGGAACGGAAGGAAAUUUUGGUUUUGAUCAGUUUAGAAUGACUUUUUUCUAGUUGUAAAUAGUGUGUUUAUCGUCGUUUUAGGAUUAUAUAUAAUUUUUGAGGCGUAGCUUUUUGUUGUUGCGCGGAGGCAGUGAUCAGAUAGAGCCAGGAGGGUAGACCGAUGUUUGGUGGUAACGACGGAUCGUUUGGUGAUGAAUUAGAGACGGAGAUAGGGUUAUUGCUUCGUGAACAGCAUCGGCAAGAGGCCGAUGAUCGUGAGCGGGAGCUGAAUUUGUAUAGAAGUGGAUCAGCUCCACCGACUGUUGAAGGCUCUUUGAGUGCGGUGGGUGGUCUGUUUGGCGGUAUUGCUGGCUCUGCUAAUGCCUUUGCCGAGUUAUCUGGUGCUAAGAAUGGAAAUGGCUUCGUGUCCGAGGAGCAGCUUAGGUCUGAUCCAGCUUACUUAUCAUACUAUUACUCAAAUGUGAACCUUAAUCCUCGGCUUCCACCUCCAUUGAUUUCAAAAGAGGAUUGGAAGUCUGCACAGAGAUUGAAAGGGGCAAAUUUGGGUUUAGGAGGGAUUGGAGAUACAAGGCGAUUGAAUGUUGUGGCGGAUAGCGGCGGCCGAUCCUUGUUUUCUAUGCCCCCUGGGUUUAAUGCUAGGAAACAAGCAUCUGAGGUCGAGUUGGACAAGGGGCGUGGCUCCACUGAGUGGGGUGGUGACGGGCUGAUUGGUUUGCCUAGUUUAGGACUUGGAACCAAACAAAAAAGUCUAGCUGAAAUAUUUCAGGAUGACUUGGGGCGCACAACUCCUGUUACAGGGCUGCCAUCUCGUCCAGCCAGCCGCAAUGCCUUUGACGAAAAUGUUGAGCCUGUAGGUGGAACUGAAUCUGAGCUAGCCAAUUUGCGUCAUGACUUGAUGAUGUCUGAAGUUAUGCGAUCUGGUUCAAAUGGACAGAGUUCAUCUGCUGGUCAAAGCAUAGGAGCACCUUCUUCGUACACUUAUGCUGCAGCCGUGGGCGCUUCAUUGUCAAGAAGCAAUACACCUGAUCCUCAACUUGUUGCAAGGGCUCCUAGUCCUUGUCUUACCCCCAUUGGAGGUGGUAGAGUUGCAACUGCUGAAAAGAGGAACAUUUCAAGCCCAAAUUCAUUUAAUGGUGUCUCAUCUGGAAUCAAUGAGUCUUCAGAUCUGGUAUCGGCCUUAUCUGGUAUGAACUUGUCACCGGAUGAUGGCAUAAAUGAAGAAGGUCAUGUGCUAUCUCAAAUCAAACAAGAUAGUAAUAACCAACAGGGCUACGCUUAUGGCCUGCAAGGAGGUCAGAAUCAUAUAAAGCAACAGUCAUUUGCAAAGAAGACCGAGUCCGGGGGUCAACCCAGAUCUUCAUUCUCAGACUUGAAUGACAACAAUGGAGGUGGAACCAACUCCUCCAGAGAUAGGCACGUUGAACUGCAACAGUCUUCUGUUCCUCCUACAAACGCGUUCUUGAAAGGUGGUUCACAUACUUCAUCUCAUAACAAUGGAGCUCAGUAUCAGCAUGUGGAUGGCACAAAUUUGACAUAUCAGAACUUUGGCUUGGGUGGGUACUCAAUUAGUCCACCUUUGGCAUCCAUGAUGCCUGGCCAACUCGGCACUGGUAAUUUACCAACAUUGUUUGAAAAUGUUGCCUCAGCUUCAGCUUUGGGGGCCUCUGGUCUGGAAUCACGAGUUCUUGGGGGAGGUUUAUCUUCUGCAACAAACCUGGCUUCUUCUGCUUCUGAUUCACAUAUUCUUGGUAAAUUGGGAGGUCAAAUAACUGGUAAUGCUCUUCAGGCGUCCUUUGUCGAUCCCAUUUAUCUUCAAUACUUGAGGACGUCUGAAUAUGCUGCAGCACAACUUGGUGCUUUAAAUGAUCCUUCUCUUGAUAGAAAUUAUCUGGGCAAUUCGUAUAUGAAUCAGCUAGAGCUGCAGAAAGCUUACGUGGGAGCCCUUCUAUCACCUCAGAAAUCACAAUAUGCUAUCCCAUAUAGUGGUAAAUCUGGUGUUUCAAAUAAUCAUGGUUAUUUUGGAAAUCCAGCUUUUGGAGUUCACUUGUCUUAUCCUGGCAGUCCUAUGGCAAGUCCUGUCCUUUCUAACUCUCCUGUAGGACCUGGUAGUCCUAUCAGGCACAAUGACCUUCAUUUGCGCUAUCCUUCUGGUACAAGGAACUUAGGUGGCGUUAUGGGUCCUUGGCACCUAGACGUUGGAUGUAAUGAAAGCUUUUCAUCCUCUCUUCUAGAGGAGUUCAAGAGCAAUAAGACAAAAUGUUUUGAACUUUCUGAAAUUGCCGGUCAUGUGUUUGAAUUCAGUGGUGAUCAAUAUGGGAGCCGGUUCAUUCAACAAAAACUUGAAACAGCUACUGCGGAGGAGAAAAAUAUGAUUUAUCAGGAAAUUAUGCCUCAAGCUCUUGCCCUAAUGACUGAUGUCUUUGGUAAUUAUGUAAUUCAAAAGUUUUUUGAGCAUGGACUUCCAUCACAGAGAAGAGAAUUGGCCAAUAAGCUAUUUGGGCACGUACUUACUCUGAGCCUUCAGAUGUAUGGUUGUCGCGUGAUCCAGAAGGCAAUUGAAGUAGUAGAUCUGGACCAAAAGAUUAAAAUGGUUGAAGAGCUUGACGGACAUGUCAUGCGCUGUGUACGCGAUCAGAAUGGAAAUCAUGUUAUACAGAAGUGUAUAGAAUGUGUUCCAGAAGAAGCAAUACAUUUUAUAGUUUCCACAUUUUUUGAUCAAGUUGUGACUCUUUCAACUCACCCAUAUGGGUGUCGCGUGAUACAGAGAGUUCUUGAGCACUGCAAGGAUGAAAAUACCCAGAGUAAAGUCAUGGAGGAGAUUCUAGGAUCUGUUAGCAUGUUGGCACAAGAUCAGUACGGAAAUUAUGUUGUUCAGCACGUAUUGGAGCAUGGAAAACCUCAUGAGCGUUCUGCAAUUAUCAAGGAAUUGGCUGGUAAAAUAGUUCAAAUGAGUCAACAGAAGUUUGCCUCUAACGUUGUUGAGAAAUGCUUAACCUUUGGUGGCCCUACGGAGCGCCAACUACUGGUCAGUGAAAUGCUUGGCACGACGGAUGAAAAUGAGCCCCUUCAGGCAAUGAUGAAAGAUCAAUUCGCAAACUAUGUUGUCCAAAAAGUGCUCGAGACUUGUGAUGACCAACAACGCGAGUUGAUUCUCUCCCGAAUCAAAGUUCAUCUCAAUGCAUUGAAGAAAUAUACUUAUGGGAAGCACAUUGUUGCCCGCGUAGAGAAACUUGUCGCGGCUGGGGAAAGGAGAAUUGCAGCUCAGUCUUCUCCACACCCUUCUUUGGUGACAUAGGAAAGAAAUUAUGUACAGCUAACUGAAGCGGCCGCCAGCCAGAGCGAGCGGACUUCUUCACCUCUUUCCCACUCUUUUCCGUUUAUCUAGAAGAGCAGUAGCUCAACCUCAACCUCAACCUCUCUGUGAAGACAGGUAUGAGCUGAUUGAAAAUAAAACCAAGUUGUUUGUUUGUACUUUGGAAGAAGGAAGCCUGUACAUUUGUAGUUUAAGCUGCUUUAUACGUAGAAAUCGAUCAAUUUCGCGGCACCCCGAUGUCGAAUGGCUGCGAGAUGAGAUAAAAAAAUGGCUGCCUGCUUAUACGUAGUCUUUUUUUUCCUUAAGGGCAUGUAAAUGACUUUCAAAAAUGUUGAGGUAGUUCUUUUUUUAUUUUCUUAUAUGUUUAGCGUGACUGUACAAAAUGUUGCCAUGUUAAGAAGAGCUGUUUAUGUUAGAUUAUUGAGGCCAUAGUUUUCUCCUCAUGUAUGCUUCUA
Messenger RNA from Momordica charantia (bitter melon), 4165 nucleotides. RefSeq names its product pumilio homolog 2. Lineage: Eukaryota; Viridiplantae; Streptophyta; Magnoliopsida; Cucurbitales; Cucurbitaceae. Gene Ontology annotation, biological process: post-transcriptional regulation of gene expression. The record is from RefSeq and is a predicted model, not a curated record. Gene Ontology annotation, molecular function: mRNA binding. Gene Ontology annotation, cellular component: cytoplasm.